Messenger RNA from Vespa mandarinia (Asian giant hornet), 3455 nucleotides. RefSeq names its product ubiquitin carboxyl-terminal hydrolase CYLD (gene CYLD). The record is from RefSeq and is a predicted model, not a curated record. Gene Ontology annotation, molecular function: cysteine-type deubiquitinase activity. Gene Ontology annotation, biological process: protein deubiquitination. Lineage: Eukaryota; Metazoa; Arthropoda; Insecta; Hymenoptera; Vespidae.
UGCCGGUCACGAGAUUGAAACUACCUAGUCAAAUUUACCAUAAAGUUUAUCAUUAUGCUUAAAUUUGAUUGAUUUUGAUUAGUCAUUUGCAGACAAAAAAAAAAAGAAAAAAGAAAAAGAAAGAGAAAAGAAAAAACAGAUAACAUUGUUUAUUGUAAUAAUAUCACAGAAAAUCGUAUGAAAAUAGAGAAAAUUUAUAAUUCUUUAAUAUAUUUGCCGGUAUUCUUGAAAUUUAGAAAUUGUCAUGUGCAAUUUACUGUUAUUUCGUAUUAAGAGUUUUUGAAGUUAUCUUGAAUGAAUGAUGUAUUCUUUAACGAUACAUGUCUACGUAUAAAAAUGGAAAGCCGGAAUUUUGACAACAAUAAAAAUCACAAAGUUUUGCGACAUUAUGUUGCAAAGAAAAAUUCUACUGUUACUUGCAUGUCAAGACAUUGUGAUGUAAAUGUAAGUACUUUACGUCUGGGAAUGCUGGUAAAAUGCCUGGAAGAUUUAAUGGAUGGAACGCUCCUAAUUUCUGUCACCGAUGUGUCAGGAUCAAAAGUUUGGUUUAACACAGAAUGGUGCUGUCAAAAAACUGAUCUCAUUCCUGUGUCACAAGAAAUUUGGAGAUUUCUUCUUGCGGUUUCAGUACCACAAGAGAGAGUUCGCCUGGCCAAUAAUAAAUCACUUUGUGGAAUAUUGGAAAAUUUAUCUGUAAAUGAUAAAGUAUGGUAUCACUCUAACCAUAAAGUUAAUGACCACAAGGAAUUAGCUAUUAUUAAAUAUAUUGGUCCUGUACCUAAGCUUGGUCAAGGAUUUUAUUUUGGUCUUGACAUACCGGACAGUCAAGAAUUAUCUAAAACAUCUAUGCUAUGUUCAGAAUAUUUUGAGUCAGCUCACUCAAAUAGAACAUUUGCAACAUUGAAUAAAAUUUCUCUUUAUAAAGUGGAUGUUCCAAAUAGAAAUACAGAACAAAUUUUAAUACCAAAACCUAUUACACAAAAUGUCUCUACUAAUUUGUCUGACAAAAAGAAAUUUACUUUGGAUCCAAAUUUGUUAGAUGUAUUGGAAACAUUUUCCCCAGACAGCAGUAAGAAUAAUAAUAAUAAUUGUAAUAGUACAUCUUUACCAGAUGAAUAUCAUUAUGCCAUGAGAUCAUUAAUUCCACAAAAUACAAAUAACAAAUCAGGUAAUAUGUCAGAAGAAAAUGGAAACAAAAAUUGUAGACGAGAUAAAUCUUCAGAUUUAAUUGUGGGUUCAAAUGUUAAAGUACUUCUAGGCUCAGAUUUAAGACAUGGAACCCUUCGUUGGAUUGGAACACGACCUGAUACUAGUAAAUUAAUGGCAGCUGUUGAAUUGGAUGAAGGACAUCCAUCAGGUACAGAUGGUACUUACAAGGAAAUAAGAUAUUUUCAAUGUCAACCUUAUAGAGCUGUUUUCACGGAUAUUGAGCAAUGUUUUCCAUAUGAAUCUGGAGUAGUAAGAGUUGAUGAUCGAUAUCCUUCUAUGAAUACUAAUAAUUUUGGAAAUAUGGAAAAUGUAAUUACAGGAAUGGUGAGACCUAUUUCAGUCAAAGGAAAUUUAGAGAGUAUUUGUGGAAAAUUCAGAGGAAUACAAGGUCAUCAUAAUUCAUGUUAUUUGGAUGCUACUCUUUUCAGUAUGUUUGCUUUCACUAGUGUAUUUGACAAUCUUUUAUUCAGACCACCAAAUGAAAAAGAUUGUCAUGAGUAUGAAGAAGUUCAGAAAGUAUUACGCGAAGAAAUCGUUAAUCCCCUUCGAAAAAAUAUAUUUGUAAGUGCAGAUCGUGUAAUGAAAUUAAGAACGUUACUUGAAAAAUUGUCUUCUGUAUCUGGUCUUACAAGUGAAGAAAAAGAUCCAGAAGAAUUUUUAACAUCAUUGGUGGCACAAAUCUUAAAUGCUGAACCAUUUCUCAAAUUAAGUUCUGGUCAGGAUGCAUAUCACUAUCAACUUUUCGUUGAAAAGGACGAUCAUCUCAGUCUACCAACAGUACAACAACUAUUAGAACAGAGCUUUUUCACAAGUAAUAUCAGAUUGAAGGAAGUUCCUUCUUGCCUUAUCAUACAAAUGCCACGAUUUGGAAAAUCAUUUAAAAUGUAUCAAAAAAUCCAACCAACUCUCUUGCUUGAUGUGACAGAUAUAAUUGAAGAUUCUCCUAGACAGUGCACAGUAUGUGGUAAAUUAGCUGAAUUUGAAUGUAAAGAAUGUUAUGGAGAAUGUGGAGAAGGUCUUGAAAGCAUAGCCUUCUGUGUAGAAUGCUUAAAAACAGUACACCGUCAUGAACAUAGAACUAAUCAUGAACCAAAAAAACUUAGUGUACCAGUAGAAUUUGCAAUUUUACAAGAGCAUUGUCCCGUACCUCGUUUAUAUUUAGAACUCUCAGCAGUCGUUUGUAUUGAAACAUCUCAUUAUGUUUCAUUUGUAAAGUGUGGCUCUGGUUCAGAAGCACCAUGGUGUUUUUUUGAUUCUAUGGCAGAUAGAAAAGGUGAACAAGAUGGAUAUAAUAUACCAGAGAUGGUGCCAUGUCCAGAUUUUCCUUAUUGGCUAAGUGAAGAAGGUGGCAAUUAUUUGAUGAAAUUAACAGACGAUCGUAAUUUACCGGAAUAUGCAAAACGACUUUUGUGUGAUGCCUACAUGUGUAUGUACCAGUCACCGGAUGUUAUGAUGUACAAAUAAUGUUGAUAUAACCUCAUAAUAUUGAUAAUUUUAUUGGUAUAUUGACUGCUGGAAUUCCUGCCAUAUUUGCUGGUUGCGUACAAUAAUCUUGAAUUAAACACUGUCUCUGAUUAUCAAGUAAUACAAAUUCAUCAUAAAUUGGAGCAUCCGUUAGGGUAGUAGGUGUAAGUAAUAAGUCAAUAUUACUGUCCCAUACUUUGUUAAAAUCUUGUGAAAUUAAUCUACGUAAUUUCAUUGCUUUUACAUAAUAUUGUUCAUAAUUUUCUCGUAACAAAAAAAAAUUUCCAGCAAAUAUACGACUCUUAACAACAUCAUUGAAACCUGUGGAUCUUGUUUUUCUGUACAAUUCAGUUAGCGAAUUUUCUUCAUCUGCACGAUAACCAUACCGAACACUAUCAUAACGUGCCAUAUUACUCGCUACAGUGCAACAAUUUAAUACCGAAUAACACACUAUAGAAUAAUCUGUAUAUGGAAGAGAAACUGGAAUUACUUUAGCACCUGCUUCUUCUAUUAGUGAAGCAACUUCAUCCCAGCACUUCUGUAUUUCUUUACUUAUUCCAUCAAUUUUAUAUUCUUUUGGUAUACCAACACAUAAAUUACUUAUAUCAAUUUUCUCUGGUAUUGAAAAGGGCUCAUAAUCUUUUUUUAUAGUAGUAGAAUCUGUAUCAUCCGGUCCUGCUAUACUGUUUAGAACUAAAACAGCAUCUUCCACAUAUCUGGUAAGAAUACCAGGUACAUCCAUUGAAUUUACCAAAGGUAUAAGACCGUUUCUUGAAACUAAU